UCCGUUUUCUGCUUCAAAGAUGGGCAUAGGAAAGUCCAAGGGCAAGCCCACCGGUCACCGCAACUUCUCGACUCGCGAAGAAAUUAUUGCUGGUAAUUCUUCUCGCCCACGAACUUUUAAGAAGGAAGAAGUCGAAGAAGAGGUGGAAGAGUCUGAAGAGGAAGUAGAAGAAGAAGAUGAAGAGCCUGAGAAGCGGAAAGGCACCCAAGGUCUAAUUGAGAUUGAAAAUCCCAAUUUGGUGAAAGCAAAGAAUGUGAAGGCUGGAAAUGUUGAUCUGGAGAAAAUAAUGACUGAACUCUCAUGGCAUGAAAGAGAAGAGAUAGAAAAACAAAAAGCACAUGGGCGAUACAUGAGGCUGCAGGAACAAGGUAAAAAAACGAAACGCCCCGUUUCAUUUUAUACAUGUGGAUGGCCGUGUACGCCGGGUUCCCCAACCCCAGGUGCAAAUAACUUUUUUCAAAGAAAAAUGUUAUUCUUCACAUUAAAUGAGUUAAACAGCAAAUUCUGA
Juglans regia (Persian walnut) is the source of this 508-nucleotide messenger RNA. RefSeq names its product 28 kDa heat- and acid-stable phosphoprotein-like. The transcript has a single exon. NCBI's taxonomy places the organism in Eukaryota, Viridiplantae, Streptophyta, Magnoliopsida, Fagales, Juglandaceae. The coding region runs from base 20 to 508 and encodes 162 amino acids. Gene Ontology annotation, cellular component: cytosol. The record is from RefSeq and is a predicted model, not a curated record. Gene Ontology annotation, molecular function: RNA binding.